AUGCCACCAGUAAAAAUACCCAAUCCCAGGGUUAUCUUCUCAGGAAUCCAGCCUACGGGCGUGCCUCACUUGGGUAACUAUGUCGGCGCCUUGCGGCAAUGGGUUCAACUUCAACACACCGAGCCAGAUGCCAAGCUCAUCUACUCCAUCGUAGAUCUUCACGCUAUCACUAUGCCGCAACCGCCGGAUCAGUUGAGAAGGAGGAAGAGGGAGGCAUUGGCUGCGUUGUUGGCUAUUGGCAUUGAUCCUGAGAGGGCGACCUUGUUCUAUCAGUCUUCUGUAAGUCCCAGCUCAUUCAGAGCUUAUGUGGAUUCUCAGUUGCACAGCAUCCGUUGGAUAUCUCUCGCGGAUGACACAAUGGAAGGCAUGUUCUACCUUUCUCUAUCACGAGCCACCGAGCAAAACCUGACAAAAACCAAGAGUAAACUCAAUCUUGGUGAAAAGUCCACCAUAGACGACAAGCAAGCCGGCUCUCGCCUCAAGCUAGGCCUCUUCUCGUAUCCUGUGCUCCAAGCCGCCGACAUUCUCGUCCACAGAGCAACACAUGUCCCUGUUGGACAUGACCAGCAGCAACAUCUUGAGUUUGCCCGUGAGUGCGUGACAAACUUCAAUGCAGCCUACGGCAAUCACCUCGUUCCCCCCCAAACUCUCAUCCCCCCGGUUCACAGAGUCAUGUCUCUCAAUGAUCCAACAUCCAAGAUGUCCAAAUCUCACAAAUCAGAAAAGUCACGCAUUCUUAUCACAGACUCCUCUGAGGAUAUCAAGGCCAAGAUUGGCUCCGCAAAGACAGACUCCAUCCCCGGCAUUACUUACAACCAGGCUGAACGGCCAGGAAUCUCCAACCUAUUGGAUAUCCUGUCCAUCUUUGAUGCUGAGGGCAGGAAAGGCGUGGAGCUUGCAGAGCAGUACAACGACAUCAGCCCCAAGCAGCUCAAAGAGAUGGUUACCGAUGCCGUAGUUGGUGGUCUAGCUGGUAUUCGUGACAAGUACCUAGAAUUGCUGAACAAGGGAGACCAGUAUCUUGAUUCAGUCGAGAGUAUUGGUGCCCAAAAGGCACAGAAGAGUGCCGACGACACCAUGCAAAUUGUUCGAGGUUCCGUCGGGCUUUGA
Fusarium poae is the source of this 1110-nucleotide messenger RNA. RefSeq lists its product as uncharacterized. Bases 1 to 1110 code for a protein of 369 amino acids. The record is from RefSeq and is a predicted model, not a curated record. The transcript has 4 exons. NCBI's taxonomy places the organism in Eukaryota, Fungi, Ascomycota, Sordariomycetes, Hypocreales, Nectriaceae. Gene Ontology annotation, molecular function: tryptophan-tRNA ligase activity; ATP binding. Gene Ontology annotation, cellular component: mitochondrion; mitochondrial matrix. Gene Ontology annotation, biological process: mitochondrial tryptophanyl-tRNA aminoacylation.